Malania oleifera is the source of this 555-nucleotide messenger RNA. RefSeq lists its product as uncharacterized. Lineage: Eukaryota; Viridiplantae; Streptophyta; Magnoliopsida; Santalales; Ximeniaceae. Bases 1 to 555 code for a protein of 184 amino acids. The transcript has a single exon. The record is from RefSeq and is a predicted model, not a curated record.
AUGGGGAAUUGUUCUCUAAAAGGGGGUACCGGGAAAGGUCCCAACUGCGUCCGGAUUGUGAAGGACAAUGGAGGCAUACUAGAGCUGGAAGGUCCCACACCAGUUCAAGAAGUCCUUGGAGAUUUCCCCGGCUAUGGUGUUUUCUGGCAGGGCCAAAUGUCAUCGCCGGUAAGUGACUCUGCCCAACUUCUCAAUGGCCAAGUCUACUAUCUUCUUCCACUUGUGAAGGAAACAAGGACUCAGGUCUCUGAUACGGGGCAAGACAAUGAGUGGCCUAGUCGGAGGGAGCUUCUGACAUCGAGGGAGUCGCUGGAAAUGGCACCUGACCCUUUUACAGGCUCGUCCCUGGAGGUGUUGCCGUCACCGGGGAAGGGUGUUUGGAGAGUGAAAGUGGUGAUGGGUAGCAAACAGUUGGAGGAAGUGCUGGCAGAGGAGGUGACCAUGGAGGCUUUGAUUCAGAAAACGAGAAUGGCAGCUGCAAACUCAUCAGCUGGUCUGGUUCCUAGGAGGACAAAGAGCCACUGGGGAGGAAGUUGGAAACCACCAGCCCUCUAA